AUGUCGACCAACGACUUGCAAGCUCUGUUUGCGAACCUGAGGCCAAAGCCUCGCGAUUCUCCUGCCCCAUCCCACACCUCCAACAAUGUUGGCCAGCCUUCGCCGUUCAAUGGCGUCUCGCCGCUUCCAUCAAGCCCUCCUCCACGUCCUACCUAUGUCGCGAAUGAGGGUUCUUACCCCAGCCAGAUGGCACAACCCGUGGCAUCAGCACCCUCUGCCUCUGCGCAGUCUCUACUGAACUUGCUCAAUUUUGGACCUUCCGCCUCAACACACUCGAAUGCCACCUCGACGCGACUACCUUCUGCUAGUAUUACGCAUGUCGUCUCAGAAGGACAGAAUGGGAAGCUGCCAGCACUUCAGGCGCCAAGACAGGAGCAAUCGGCUUCAGCGUCUGAUCUUGUCGCCAAAUUUAUGUCUCCACCCGCCGAAGUGCGGCCAGCACUCAGGGCUCCGUUCAAUCUAGAAGAUCAGGACGGAGGUGGCGAUGGUUCGUCUUCUACGAAUUCUCGUGAUGCUUCGCAAGAUGCUCUCCUGAAACUUUUGAGCAAGGUACAUCUUGGAAGUUCCGCUGGUGGACGUCCGGCUCCUGUUGAGCGACCGCAGUCAAGAGACGCUACUGCUGUCGAGUCCUUGUUUACCUCGACCAGCGCUCCUCACUCAGACCCUGUUGAUACUCCUGUUCUAGCAAGCGAGCCUCCGGCGCAGUCCCAGCCGCUCUUUACGUACACGAAUCCUUUCGAAGCUUUACACACCUCUUUGAAGGCCUCUCGCACACAGACACCCGGGAAUGGGACGUCUGUGCCCACAGUGCUCAGUGCUGAGACCCCGCAUCCUAGUGUGGAAGGUGGCCCUGACGGUGCCGAAGCCCCUACUUCACGCGUGGCUACUACCGAGCAGGUCGCCAAGAGAAAGAUUCUUACGCCUAGACUGCCCUCGGGAUCGAGGAAUGCGACUCUCUCGCGCGAGGCCUCAGUCGAUCAGUCGCCUCCAAAACAGGAGUCUGGCGCCGGAGAUGCCGCUCCGGUGCAGGAUAUCUUGGCCUCUGCCCCUCCAGAAGUCAAGCAAGAAGAGCAAAAAAUAAUAGAGACUCUCGAGGAAGCUCACUCUGAGGCAAAGAAUGGGGAACUCUCUGAAGUGGAGAAGGCUGUUGCUCGGUCGCCUGACGGCGGGGAUGAAUGGGAAGAUAUGGAGGUUUCGCCGAACAAAGAAGAUGCCAGAAUUGUCCCUGUCUACAAUUUCCCCAUAAAGCCGUUCGUGUCACUCAACUUGCAGUUCCUUGAACCUGCAGAAGUCGGCAUUAGGGAGGAUGGUGUCAUGGAAAUUUCGCGACUGAAGAAGGACUUCGACCAACUGGAUCGUUCUUUGGCAGCAGCAACUUCAAAGUACAUCACCUACGCGUUGGUUAAGAACGGCGGCAUGCGCAUCAUCAGACAAGAUGAUGGUAGUGACAGGCAAGUGUUCAAGAACUCCGGUGACCGCAUUUUCAAUGUCGCCCUUUGCACAUCCUCUCCUCCUGGGGAACCAAGCGAUGAUCAAACUGUUCUCGGAACUGGUGUCAGUGGCACGGUGUACUAUGCAACCAUCACCAAGGAUGGAAAUGAUCUGUUUGAGAAGAACGCGCUGGAUACUGAUAGUCUCAUUUUCCCUCCCUAUCCUUCCGCCGACGAGAACACUGCUGGAGGCGUGCUGAAGACACGUGCAAAGCGGAGUUCGCGGCAUCCAGAGUUCUUCGCUAUUGGACGCGGCAAAGCAAUCCAUAUUGUCUGGCCGGCGACUGCACUAUCUCCCCGUUACGGCGUUGAAGGGCACAAUCGAAAAGUCGAUGUGGAAAAGUUCUUCCAGGAACGGUCGUUGCAGAUUGCCACUGGCAAGGCCGGAAAGGAUUUCACCUUCAGCGAGGAUGACACUCUUGUCGUGUCACUGGAUAAGACCGGACGACUUCGAUUCUGGGACAUUCGCAAGCUGAUUGACGAUUCCAAUGCAAGUGCAGCUCGUGUGGCAGGCAUGACUGUAGACUCUCCACUUCUGUCUCUUUCGACUGCAUCACCAUCCGAAAAGUCAUGGCCAACCUCGGUGACAUUCGUUGACAAGGUCCGUCCAUACAACAAAGGCUCAGCGCUGCGCUAUGUUUUGGUUGGGCUGCGACAGAAUCAUACGCUGCAGCUCUGGGACAUUGCCUUAGGAAAGGCUGUGCAAGAGCUCAAUUUCCCUCACGAGAACGAGACCGACCCUAUCUGCAGCGUGUGCUACCACGCUAGCAGUGGCAUUAUCGUGGUCGGACACCCAACUCGAAACUCGCUCUUCUUCAUCCACCUAUCUGCACCAAGAUACACAUUGGCUACGACCCUAUCACAGGCGGCGUACAUUCAGCGUAUUGCCCAGAAAGACCCGGAACUCCCCAAGCCCGAAUCAACUGCUUGUAUGAGUGGCAUCCGCGAAAUCUCAUUUGCCGGAAAAGGCCAGCUGAGGAGUGUCGAGAUUUUGCCCAUUCAGCGAACCACCGAGGCGCAGAAGAAUCUCGAUGAACACAAGCCUCUCUUCGAGCUCUAUAUUGUGCACUCCAAGGGGGUCACAUGCCUCAAUAUCGCCAAAGUCGACCUUGGCUGGGACGCCAGUAGCAAGGUUGUGCAUGGUGUUAAUGCUGCGGACGAAGGCUAUGUCACUCUGAAGGAACUGCGACUAGGCAGUGUGAUUGAAGAGGGGCCCCAAGAGAGCAGCCCGAUUGAGGAAACGCCACAGCCGACCAAAAGCUCGAAGAAGAAAUCUGGCAAGAAGAGCUCGACAUCCACUGAACGGCCCGAGGCUACACAAGUCGAAGAAGCAGUGCCUCCCAAACCCCUUCCUAUUCCUACCCUAGGCAACGGGUCGGAACCGACAAAGGUGGAGAUCCCUCUAAUAAAGGAGAGUAAGAAGAGCAAAAAGAAAGCUUCCCAAGUCGUCGAUUCGCAAGUCCCUGAAAAAGCUACUCCAACCACUGAAUCGCCUAUGAAAGCCGCCGAAUCCUCGCCGUCUGCCCCUCUGGGCACGGACCCUGUGCCGAUUGAGGCGCCCACAUCUGUGGCAGCACCUCCCCCAUCCACGGCCGAAGCAAUGGCUAAACAGGAAGCCGUCACUGUCGGCAUCUCGGGUGACUGGCUCGACAAAGAACUCAAAAAGGUCGAAAAGGCGGUGUCCACAGAGUUCCGGAGGGAGCUGGGUGUUUUGCAGCAAAACAUCCAGAAUGAUAGAGUUGCGCAGGAUUCUGCAGCGGUCGCCCGCCAGGAAGCUCUGCUUCGACUUGUCUCUACAACCCUGAGCAACAAUGUCGAGAAGGCAAUGUCUCGCAUACUCUCCACCGAGAUGGACCAAUCUAUGAUUCCUGCGCUGACCACGGCGACGGUACAAGCAGUCACUGGACAAGUCGGAGACGCCGUCACGAAAAGUCUACAUUCCGUGGUGCCUCAUGAGCUGCGAGCUCAGCUCCCUCCUGCCAUCAAUGCAGCCCUUCAAAAUCCUAAUAUGACUCGGGCGAUAGCAGACACGAUCUCGCCCAAGAUCGCGAAACAGAUGGAAAGUCAGCUGAAUGAUAUUCUGGAGAGGCAAGUUGUACCUGCGUUCAAGACGCUUGCUCUAGCCACGGCUGAGAAGGCGGCGUCUGAGGUUGAGGUGCGCCUUCGCAACGAGAUUCGCCAGUUGGAAAACGAUAGACGCCACGACAUGAGCAGGCUUGAAAAGCUUGGUGAAGUUCUUCAGGCUACGGCAGCAACGUUGCAACAGAUGUCCGAUACACAGGUCGCAUUUCAGGGCCAGAUCCUGAAGGACCGCCGCCAGCUCGCACUUCUUGACGAGGGUAGUUCGGUGCCUGGGUCUCGACAAGUGUCAACGGCUCGUAUGACGCCGUCGCCUCGAGCUAUCUCUCGAGCUUCCAUUCCUCGGCAGAAGACUCGGGAGGAACUUGAGUUUGACGAAAUUAGCCACCUGAUGAACGACGGCCGCUAUGAGGAAGCUUCGAUAAAAUGGCUACAGUCAGCGCAGCAGUCGGAUCUGUUCGACAAGUUGUUCAUCCACUUCACUCCAGAAUAUCUCUCGAGUGAUGUGUCUCCACUCAUUGCUUUCUCGAUUGCCGUCACGAUCGGAAAUUCGUUAACCACCAACACCGCUCAACGUCUUGAGUGGAUCUCAGCCGCUUUCAGCUCGGUCGACCUCUCCGAUCCUGAGAUCGCUGACCUGGCACAACAUGCCCCGGCAUUGUUGAGCUCGCUGAUCCAAAAGCUGGAGCGACUAUACAUGACAAUUGCGGAACGGGACCCGGCGGACCCAGCCUUGCAGAUCAUGCCGGUUGUCUCAAGGCGGGCGAAGGAGAUGAGGGCGUCCUUGGGUGGGUAG
Cladophialophora yegresii CBS 114405 is the source of this 4365-nucleotide messenger RNA. RefSeq lists its product as uncharacterized. Lineage: Eukaryota; Fungi; Ascomycota; Eurotiomycetes; Chaetothyriales; Herpotrichiellaceae. Gene Ontology annotation, biological process: deadenylation-independent decapping of nuclear-transcribed mRNA. Gene Ontology annotation, molecular function: protein binding. The transcript has 2 exons. Bases 1 to 4365 code for a protein of 1454 amino acids. Gene Ontology annotation, cellular component: P-body. The record is from RefSeq and is a predicted model, not a curated record.